Babesia ovata is the source of this 1515-nucleotide messenger RNA. RefSeq names its product centrosomal of 104 kDa-like protein, putative. Bases 1 to 1515 code for a protein of 504 amino acids. The record is from RefSeq and is a predicted model, not a curated record. Gene Ontology annotation, cellular component: cilium. Lineage: Eukaryota; Apicomplexa; Aconoidasida; Piroplasmida; Babesiidae. The transcript has 3 exons.
AUGGACCGAGAGCAGCGCGGAAACGGCGCCCGUCUCAUUGGAGACCAUGCUCAUGGAUCGGACGAUCCGGAUCGCACUCCCAACUACAGCUCAGAGCUCCAGUUGCCUAGGGGGUUCAUUACACCCAGAGCGCUGCCUGAAUUGUCAGCGCACGGCGCUAGAAAGCAACUGAUCACGGGUCGGUGCUCGUACGCUACCUGGGUGGAACGCUUACGUGUCUUACGAGAAAUGCGCGAGGAUGUCUUAUACGAACCCUCUAUGCAGCACACGAUGAACGGUUUGGAUGCGUGCAUCUGUGCGCUCGCCAACAUAGUGGGCACGCCUGUUACACGUGAAUCACCACGGAUUCCAAAUAGUUAUGACGUCUCUGCAAGCGAUGGCGGCGCAACUGACCGUGCCUUGGACUAUCCCAGCGUAACAUCAGACCGAAUAGUCUCCAUCUAUAAAUCGGACCCCAGAAGUCCCCGUUGCAAUGCAGUGGCAGCACCUUAUGAGGAGCAGGCAUUGCCGGGGCGCGAAAGCUACACAAUGGACGACGUUAUUGGGUCACUUGACAGCAUGGAGGUAUCUAAGAGCGACGACCAGAUACCGCCCGCGCUGCUGCUCGAGGCAAACGCAGCAGCGGGGCAUUUCGACGACACUGUGGUUCAUAAACUGUAUUCCCGUCGUUGGUUGCGACGUUUCGAAGCAGUGGACGACAUUUUGGCGUUAAUCGACACUGACGAGAUCCUGGCAACUAACGACGAUAGCAUCCAAAAGGCCGUCGCAGGCAUUUAUUGUGCCCUGACCCGGCUGUUCAAGGAUCACGCACUAAAGGUGCUUAUAAAAUCGCUAGAUCUGCUGGAUUCCUUCUUCGCGUUCAUGGAGCGUCAUGGUUGCUCUGUAGCCACCAGUGCGCGUGGCGCCACCGACCGUGGAGAAGCGCCCCGUUCAAAAACGGAUCGCGGUGCUGCAGUUAGCGGCGGUUCAGAGUUCUUGGAAGCGCUUAUCGCCCGACUUGGGGAUCCGGUCUCAGCGGUGAUCAACUGCGCCGUCUGUGCGUUGCUCAAGGUUGCCGAAUCCAACACCAUCCCGACGUAUGAGGACAUUGUCAACUGCCUCAUCAGGUCGCUCGGUGGUUACAAUUCGCAGCCAGGGGCCCGCUCAAUUUGCAAUCGCUUGCGGCUGAUAUCGACGUUGUUGCUCAGGGCACAUCUCUACAACUCUCACGGCGUUGCGCGGCUCUCUGUGAAACAGGCUCCUUUCUUCGAAACCGUGGGUGCCCUUUGCAGGCAUUCGCACGGAUCGGUGCGGGCUGUGGCUGUGGAAGUCUUGGCCAUCGGAAUGAAAAUCUACUUCCGUGGCGCGACGCCGAAUCUUGACCCGAUCAUUUGCGACGCGGCGGAGCGCAUCCAGCCGCAAUCUGCGUCAGUUUACGAGGGAAGCGCCGAUGAGCGAACUAAGGUAAUGAUUGCGGAGGCGCAGGCAAGUUGGCCCGCCGACCUUCUACGGGCGCGUACACCUCGCCAGUGUUAA